Bufo gargarizans (Asiatic toad) is the source of this 2605-nucleotide messenger RNA. Its product is annotated as zinc finger protein OZF-like. The record is from RefSeq and is a predicted model, not a curated record. Gene Ontology annotation, biological process: regulation of immune system process; negative regulation of transcription by RNA polymerase II; regulation of cytokine production. The coding region runs from base 81 to 1643 and encodes 520 amino acids. The transcript has 3 exons. NCBI's taxonomy places the organism in Eukaryota, Metazoa, Chordata, Amphibia, Anura, Bufonidae.
UGGAUCAUCAGGAAAGUUCUGGUGAAACGACGAGAGGACUUGAAAAACCCAUCUCAGUGUCUGUGAAAGUGGAAGACGGGAUGAGCGACUCCUAUGGACAUCUCGAUUUAUCUUCCCAUCAUGAAGCAGAAGAUAACAAUACCACACAAGAUGAUUCAAUAACUCAUAAUGUACCCUCAGUCCUUCACAGCAGAGAUCCAUCCACUCAUACUGCUGGUCACAAGAAACCUUCAUCCAAGCAAUUACUGAUUGGCAAAACAAGAACUAAACAGAAAUGUGAGAAACAUUUUAAAAUGAAAUCUAAUCUUUUUUUGCAUGAGAGAAAUUGCAGAGAUAACAGGUCAUUUUCAUGCUUGACGUGUGGGAAAUCUUUUAGCAUGAAAUCCAUUCUAGUUAGACAUCAGAGAACUCACACUGGGGAGAAUCUGUAUUCAUGUCCUGAAUGUGGGAAAGGCUUUAACAAACAAUCAAGUUUUAUUCUGCAUCAGAGAACUCAUACAGGGGAGAAGCCAUUUUCAUGUCUUGAAUGUGGAAAGUGCUUUAGUCGGAAAUCAAAUCUUGUUGCCCAUCAGAGAACUCACACAGGGGAGAAGCUGUAUUCAUGUCCUGAAUGUGGCAAAGGCUUUAACAGUAAAUCAAAUUUUUCUCAGCAUCAGAGAACUCAUACAGGAGAAAAACCAUUUCCAUGUCUUGAAUGCGGGAAAUGCUUUAGUCGGAAGACACAUCUUGUUACACAUCAGAGAACUCACACAGGAGAGAAGCCAUUUGUGUGUCCUGAAUGUGGGAAGUGUUUUGAUGUGAAGUCAUGGCUUAUACAACAUCAAAGAAUCCACACAGGGGAGAAGCCAUUUUCAUGUUCAGAAUGUGGGAAAUGUUUUAGUCAAAAAUCACAUCUUGUUAAACAUCAGAGAACUCACACGGGGGAGAAGCCAUUUAUGUGUCCAGAGUGUGGGAAGUGCUUUAGUCAGAAAUCAAAUCUUGUUGCACAUCAGAUAACUCACAUAGGAGUACAUCAGAGAACUCAAAUAGGAGAGAAGCCAUUUAUGUGUCCUGAAUGUGGGAAGUAUUUUAGGGUGAGGUCAGUGCUUAAAAAUCAUCUAAGAACUCACACAGGCGAGAAGCCAUUUCCAUGUCUUAAAUGCGGGAAAUGUUUUGGUCAGAAAUUAUACCUUGUUAGACAUCAGAGAAGUCACACAUGGGAGAAUCCAUUUAUGUGUUCUGACUGUGGGAAGUCUUUUGGUGUGAAAUCAUUGCUUAUAAAACAUCUAAGAAGUCACACAAGAGGGAUUCCAUUUUCAUGCUCUGAAUGCUCAGAAUGUGGGAAGCGUUUUAGCCAGAAAUCAAAUCUUGUGAAACAUCUAAGAACCCACUUAGGAGAAAAGUCAUUUUCAUGUCUUGAAUGUGGAAAAUGCUUUAGUCAGAAAGCAAAUCUUGUUAGACAUCAGAUAACUCACACAGGAGAGAAGCCAUUUUCAUGUUCACAAUGUGGGAAAUGUUUUAGCUGUCAAGGAAGUGUUGUUCGACAUGAGAGAAUUCACACAGAUGAGAAGCCAUAUUUAUGUGGAAAAUGUGGUAAGUCUUUUAUGCAGAAAUCAAGUCUUGCUAAACAUGAGAGAAUUCACUUAGAAGAGAAGCCAUUGUAAUGUUGAGAUUGUAAGACAUGUGAGAGAUGUGGAGCUUCAUUGUGAGACCUGCUGCCUAAUCAUGUCUUCUGUAUAACUUAAAGCAAUUGUCCAGUUUCCCAUAUUAAUGACCUAUCCUUAGCAUAGGUCAUCAAUAUCAGAUCAGCAGGGGUCCGACUCCUAGAAACCCAAACGAUCAGCUACAAGCACUGUGGUCCUUUCAGUGUUUCCAUGCCAAGGACACUGCAGGGAUUGCGCAGUGUAAUAAUAGUUGCUUCAUUUCAUUCACUUGAAUGGGACGGAGCAGUUAUAGUUACACUGCACUUACUGCUGCAGUGUCUAUGGUAUGCAUGUAAGAGCCAGGGGUCCGCAGCACUUGUAUGGAAGGUUUGCCGGGAGUCAGACCCCAAAUGAUCUGAUAUUGAUGACCAAUAGGUCAUCAAUAAGAGAAACCGGUCAACUCCAUGAGGAUCAGUGUUGUAUUCGUAUGGCACAGACAGGAAUACUCAGAAGACCUGCACCAAACUAUUGUGAUAUUGUAAUCUCAUGGGCACUGGUAUUGUGCCCUCAAGAGCAGGACCACAGCUGUGCUACACAGGUGUCAUCCUGCUUGAACAACAGAGAUCACUGAUCACUGUUUAACUCCCUGUGAGCUGUGAUCAAAGCUGAUGAGAGAAAGCAAGGGAUCAUCCCGUUUGACUUAAUUCAGACAUCAUGAUGAAAAUACUGAAGCAAAGCUGUCAUCUUCCAGGUCAAAAGGGUGUAACAUAUUGUUUUAGGGUGUGGUCAAUUUCCCAUCAAUAUGAUUUCAUAAGGAGAAAACAUAAUGCAGGGUAACUACAGAUAGCAGGAUCUCAGCCUGUGUAGCUGCUAAAGAUGAAAGCCAAGUGAUGUACACUGACGAGCAAAAAGGUAACAAUGUUUUGAACUUUUGACUUUCAGGCUCCAUAUCUCACCAUCCAGUACAUCUAUCUUCAUUCAGC